Pocillopora damicornis (cauliflower coral) is the source of this 738-nucleotide messenger RNA. Its product is annotated as muscle, skeletal receptor tyrosine-protein kinase-like. The record is from RefSeq and is a predicted model, not a curated record. Gene Ontology annotation, molecular function: axon guidance receptor activity. Gene Ontology annotation, cellular component: neuronal cell body; axon; plasma membrane. Lineage: Eukaryota; Metazoa; Cnidaria; Anthozoa; Scleractinia; Pocilloporidae. Gene Ontology annotation, biological process: synapse organization; homophilic cell-cell adhesion.
GCUUUAGUUCUACAGUUAAAGAAAAUUGGUUUAAUUCUCGACCGCACGACUAUGUUGUUUCUCCUAGUGAUUUUCUGUACGCUGGUGGUUUUAACCUCAGGAUCAGAUAUCAAUAAUGCAGAGAACAAGAUCAUUGUUGAAAAUAAUGCAAAGGACGUAGGGAUACAUUGCGUGAUAAACAGAGAUGAUCUUCCCCAGUCGGACAGCGAGUCAAAGGGUUUAUAUAUGUGUCCCACAAUGAGACAAUGCAGAAAUGAAAGGCGGGACAGAUUCAUAAUUGCACGGAUCGAAAACAACACGAUAUUCAAUUACUACCCGAAGGAAUAUAAAGUUAGCAUGAAUGGAACAUUGACUGUACGAAAGAUGUCAUCAAAGUAUGACGGAAUGGUGGUCUGGUGCAUAUUAAUGGUUCCGUUAAUUGGAGCGGGAGAAAACACAACUGUUAUUCAAAUAGCUCAAGAGAGGCCCAAAUUGAAUAUAAAUAGCCCACAACUGUUCGCGGUGGUCCAAGGAAUGACUCUACAUUUAGACUUCGAUGCAACUGGUUAUCCUUCUCCCCGGGUAAUCUGGUUUCGUGACGAGCAAGUUCUUCAAAACAGAUCAAUUGAAGAAAGCACAAGUUUGGUGCUAAGAAACGUCACUAAAAACGACGAAGGAAAAUACAAUUGCACGGCUACAAAUCUUCUAGGAAGUGAUAGUUAUGAGGUGCAAGUAAAUGUCAUCGGUGAGUUUUAAUUC